CGCAUGCGCAGUUUCCAUGGCCGAUAGCUCUCAGAACGUUGAGUGCAGCUUGUAAACACGCUGCUGUCUCCACGCUGCUGCAGCUGCAGUUUGUUUGUGACCUUGAAAUUAGCGUCCGCUUGUCACCUGAGGGAGUCUGAUUCACCGAUGAUUUAAUAGAAUGAAAUCCGACAACAAGAAGGACGAACCUGCUGUUUUCAAACGGGUUGUGUCGAAGAACGCUUCACCGUACAACUACAUGAAAGUCAGCCUUGUGCUGGAGGAUGAAUCUACAAGACUGACUGCAAUUGAACUGAAGCAGUUCAUCAUCACAGGCCUGAAGAGCCUGUACGGGGAGGUGGGAGCAGCGUUGUCCUUCGACCUGUUGAAAUACGAUGAAGACACUCUCACUGCUUUUUUGCGUGUCAGCAGCAGGGGUUUAGUGAAGCUUUGGAGCUCCCUGACUCUGCUGGGCUUCUACCAGAACCAGGCCUGUGCCUUCAGAGUGCUGCAGGUGUCUCCGUUCCUGCUCGCACUGACAGGAAACAGUCGAGAUCUGCAGCUGGACUGAAGCCGGAGCGUCGUCUUCGUCAGGAUGAGUUACAUAUGGGGUAAAGUAUUUAGUAAACCUCGGCUGUGCUCCUCCACUA
Scomber scombrus (Atlantic mackerel) is the source of this 629-nucleotide messenger RNA. It is a transcript of the gene rpp14, whose product is annotated as ribonuclease P/MRP 14 subunit. The transcript has 6 exons. Gene Ontology annotation, cellular component: ribonuclease P complex. The record is from RefSeq and is a predicted model, not a curated record. The coding region runs from base 161 to 550 and encodes 129 amino acids. Gene Ontology annotation, biological process: tRNA 5'-leader removal. Lineage: Eukaryota; Metazoa; Chordata; Actinopteri; Scombriformes; Scombridae.